Ictidomys tridecemlineatus (thirteen-lined ground squirrel) is the source of this 3636-nucleotide messenger RNA. It is a transcript of the gene Tigd6, whose product is annotated as tigger transposable element derived 6. NCBI's taxonomy places the organism in Eukaryota, Metazoa, Chordata, Mammalia, Rodentia, Sciuridae. The record is from RefSeq and is a predicted model, not a curated record. Gene Ontology annotation, molecular function: DNA binding. Gene Ontology annotation, cellular component: nucleus.
CCGCGCGGCUCACAUUCCCGGAGGCGCCUGGCCCAAGGGCUAGACUAGGAGGCUUGCCCGCGCACUCGCGCUCCCCGCUGUCGGAGAGAGGCGGCUCCAGUCGUGACAGUGGCAACAAGGAAGUGGAGGCGAGGGCUCGCGCGCGCAUCCCGGGUACUGGAGGAGCCCCGGCCCCGGGGCCCCCCGGAGACACACGGCGCAGAGUCGCGACCACCCCUCCUGCUCCCCUCCUCGGAGUCGCGAUAUGGGGUCGGGGAGGGCAAGUGCAGGAGUUCAAGUUCACUUUGCAGGCUUCUCACCGACGCCUGCCGAGGACCCCGGGGGUCGAGCCCCGGGGAGCCCGAGGAAGAGAGCAAGGACACAAGUAUCGCCGCGGCACCAGUCUAGAGGUGGCAGCAGCAGCAGCAGCACACCACGGAUCGCCAGGGAGACCCGUCCCGGCGGCCCUCGCGGCGCACCGGAAGUGGCCGGCGGCGCGUGACUGCGUGAAAUCCCUCGCGCAAGCGCAACAGUCUAGCCCUAGCUGGGAAGUGGAUCCAAAGGAAUCGUUUAGAGGUUUUGAGUGGGGCUGUUAAGACUGACGGACUGCUUCCGGCCAAAGGUCCAGGGCAAAGGAGGAAGCUGUGGCUGCCGGCUGUGGAAGUGCCCGGCCGUUUAGCCCCAGGGCACUGCAGUGGGGCGUUCAGUUUUCCACACUUGUGGCAAAACAAGCUUCAAGAAAGAACAUUGGCAUUCCUAUUAGUUGUGGCCCAGUCCUUAUCCCCUGGAAAUGGCAAACAAGGGGAACAAGAAGCGUCGGCAGUUCUCCCUGGAGGAGAAAAUGAAAGUUGUAGAAGCUGUUGACUCAGGCAAAAGAAAAGGUGAUGUGGCAAAAGAAUUUGGUAUCACUCCUUCUACAUUAUCUACAUUCUUAAAGGAUAGAGCCAAAUUUGAAGAAAAAGUGCGAAAGGCAUCUGUGGGGCCCCAGAGGAAAAGGAUGAGGAAUGCUCUCUAUGAUGACAUCGAUAAGGCUGUUUUUGCUUGGUUUCAAGAAAUCCAUGCCAAAAACAUUCUCGUGACUGGUUCUGUGAUUCGGAAAAAAGCACUAAACUUGGCCAACAUGCUUGGCUAUGACAAUUUUCAAGCAAGUGUGGGUUGGCUGAACAGAUUUAGAGAUCGCCAUGGAAUUGCUUUGAACGCUGUCUGUAGAGAGGAUGGUGACAGGUUAAUGAAUGGUCUAGGAAUAGAUAAAGUUAACGAGUGGCAUGCAGGGGAAAUUAUAAAGCUAAUUGCUGACUACAGCCCAGAUGAUAUAUUCAAUGCUGAUGAGGCAGGAGUGUUUUUCCAGUUGCUUCCCCAGCACACACUUGCUGCUAAAGGGGACCAUUGUAGAGGGGGCAAGAAAGCAAAGCAACGGUUGACAGCACUCUUUUGUUGCAAUGCCUCAGGGACUGAAAAAAUGAGACCAUUGAUUGUUGGUAGGUCACCCAGCCCACACUGCUUCAAGAAUGUCCAUUCCCUGCCUUGUGAUUACCGAGCCAACCAGUGGGCAUUGAUGACGCAGGACCUGUUUAAUGAGUGGCUGAUGCAAGUGGAUGCCAGGAUGAAGAGGGCAGAACGCCGGAUCCUCCUGCUUAUUGACAACUGUUCUGCUCACAACAUGCUUCCACGCUUAGAAAGGAUUCAGGUGGGAUAUCUGCCUUCAAAUUGUACUGCUGUCCUGCAGCCACUGAAUCUUGGCAUAAUUCACACCAUGAAAAUGCUAUAUAGGAGUCAUCUUCUAAAACAGAUCCUCUUCAAGCUCAGUGGCAAUAAAGAUCAAGAAAAAGUGGACAUCAAGCAGGCCAUUGACAUGAUUGCUGCAGCAUGGUGGUCAGUCAAGCAGUCCACAGUGGUGAAAUGUUGGCAGAAAGCAGGCAUCAUCCCUAUGGAAUUUACAGAUUCUGAUGCAGAAAUGGUAGCCAAAGAACCAGACAUUGCUAUUGAAAAGUUGUGGCACUCAGUGGCUGUUGCCACAUGUGUCCCAAAUGAAGUAAAUUUCCAGGACUUUGUCACUGCAGAUGAUAAUCUCAUCAUUUCUCAAGAGCUAGUGGACACAGAGAUCAUCCAGGGUAUGGUGACCGGCAAAAAUACUGGUGAAGCUGGAAGUGAAGAUGAGGAAGACGAUGUUUCUUUACCAGAGCAGCCAAAAAUCACUAUCACAGAAGCCAUCUCAAGUGUACAGAAACUUAGACAGUUCCUUUCCACUUGUGCAGGGGUUCCUGAUGCUGUUUUUGGACAGCUAAAUGGAAUAGAUGAAUAUUUAAUGAAAAGAGUGAUACAAAGUCUUACUGAUUCCCAAAUUACAGAUUUUCUCCAAGCAAAAUAAUGUAGGAAUUAACUGCCUCUUUUAUAUUGGAAAAUAUUUUUCAAGAAUAAAGAUUUCUUUAGAUAGAAUAUUGAACUAAUUUAAGUAAAGCAAUAUUAUUAUGAUGAUUUUUCAAUACUCAGAGAUAAUCAGGAAACUUGAACAGAAUUUGGGAAUGAAAUUUGACUAAUAUGUGUGUUCCCUUUUGGUUAAUACAUUGGUUUUCAAAUUUUUCUGCACCUUAGGAGCACUUGAGAAUCUUCUAAUAAUUCCAAAGCCCAAGCCAUAUCCCAGAGGAGUUAAAUCACAGUCUCUGUUGAUAGGUCACGGGCAUUUAGUAGUUUUGAAUUUCCCCAGAUGAUUCCAAUGUACAGACAAGUUUGGAACUACUGAAAUAACCACAGGAAAAUCAAGUGCAUUAUGGACAUAGAGUCAACUACUUCCCAACAAGUCUAGAUCAGUGGUUUCUAGAGUUUAGCUCACAUCAGAAUCACUUCUACCCUCAGAAUUUUGGAUUCAGUAGGUCUCAAAGGGAAUCCAAGAACUUGCAUUUCUACUAAGUCCUCACCUGAUGAUCCAAGGUCCAUACUUAAAGAACCACUGACAUAGCUGGAUUCUAGUACCUCCUCUUCAGAUGGCCUUCUUAAUACUCUCCAUUGCUGUAUAAAAAGAAAAGUUUUAGCUGUUCUUACUCCAGGGCUAUUUAGCUCCUUCUUUUCUGCUGAUUUGUUAACUCUAGAACUUUCUUAGCUAUCCUCUUGAUGCCCCAAAAGUUAUCCAAGUUUUCAGUAGAGGUACAUAUGUUUGUGCCCAAGGAAUUAACAGGAGCGAUCUAGCUCAUUAAAAUAUCCAUAGUGCUUUAAACAUAUAAUUAUUAGGAAGCUGGAGUACAGGAAAAUAAAGAGCAUAAAAGGGACAUGGAUAUGCUCUGAGACAGAUGGUAUAAUAAAGAGAAUCCUGUUAAUCAGGAUCAUGGAGGAGAACAUAUAGCCCCAGCGUGCCUUUCACUUUCUAGACAGGAUGAAAGGAGAGUUUGUUAGAUAACUCCUAUGGGGGUGUUUGGAUCACACCCUGAUUUGGAUUUUUUUCACUGUUCUUUUUCUUUUAAUUUUUUUUGUAAUUGUAGAUGGGCAGAAUGCCUUUAUUUUGUUUGUUUAUUUUUAUGUGGUACUGAGGAUCAAACCCAGUGCCUCAUGCAUGCUAGGCAAGCGCUCUACCACUGAGCUACAGCCCCAGUCCCUCACUCUUCUCAAUACAGUCUGUACCGUAUAAUCAAAAUGAAGGCACAUUACAUUUUCCCUCUACUUAAA